UGAAUCUGUAAUCAAACUGUGUUAGCUGUAUCUUCUUUGACUGCAUACAGAAAAUAACUUUAUGCAUAUUGUGCACAGUAUUCAAUUAUUAUAGAACCACUGACAAUGGAACGUAUACCUCGAGCGUACAAUUGUUGUGGCUGUCCCAGCUCAUUCAAUUAUUGUAAGAUUCUGUACCUUAUUAGGCCACACGUGGUUACUACAGAUACGCAUACAUAAAUUUCACACGAAACAACCAGCGGGAUAGUCCAGGACAUAGAUAACGUUCAGUACGCAGAUCGAAGGUAUAAUACAAACGCAGUAAUCCAAGUCGUGGUAAUCAGAGUGGCAGUGAGAAGAAGUAAUCAGAUAUGGCGGAAGCUGCUGUUCAAGAUGCAGCAAUUGCUAGAUUUUUUUGUCAUAAGUGCAGCGUAGAAAUUCCCCGAGUACUACCAGAUUACACAUGCCCCAACUGCUAUAGUGGGUUUAUUGAGGAGUUGGAGGCUCCCCCUGACCUCACAGAUGACAGUGACACAGAAAUGGAAGAUGUGGCUCCAAUUGAGCUUUUAAACCAGCGUCUUGGAGAUGAGCUGAAUGAGAUUCUACUUGGUGUUAGUGGAGGCAAUGAUGAAAGAAGAGUGCUGCGUGGGAGAGAUCGUGAUGGGUCAGAUUCUCGCCGACCUGGAAGGUACGGCAGUAUCAUUCCAAGGCAAAGGAUUAUGAGGAACAGUUGUGUUUCCAGAGUUCCUCGAGGUAGACAGAUGGCACCAAUUGAGAAUCUGAUUCAGGAUUUCCUGGUUAACUUAACAGGUGUAGGAUGGGGCGCACUAGGUGGAGCUCGUGCUGGCAAUGCUCCAGUAUUUUUCCUGGGAAAUCCUGGAGAUUAUGCAUGGGGUCGUGAAGGCUUGGAUGCUAUUGUCACCCAACUGCUGAAUCAAAUGGAUGGUACUGGGCCACCGCCAUUGGCCAAAGAUAAGAUAAAAGAAAUUCCAGUUGUUGUAAUAACACAGGAUCAAGUUGGAAAGAGUCUACAGUGCUCAGUGUGCUGGGAAGAUUUUAGGCUUGAUGAACCAGUUCGCAAACUACCGUGUGAACAUGUCUAUCAUGAAAAUUGCAUUAUUCCGUGGCUUGAAUUGCAUGGUACGUGUCCCAUUUGCAGGAAAAGUUUAGGUGAUGAAGGAUUAGAAGAUCAUCAACCUGGCUCUGGAGGCAGUAACAUGAGUAAUGUGGGUCCAAGUCUCGCAGCUUUUUUCAGAGCAGCUAAUGACUCGGCCAACAGUCGUGCCUCUUCAACAUCUUCAUCAACCUCAUCUUCUUCAAGCUCUACAACUGGUGGUAACACUAGCAGCAGCAGUAGUCGUAGUUCACGCCCCUCAGACUUCAACAUGGAUUUAGAAUUUGAUUAGCCUUUACCAUUGACCUCUCCUCACUCCACUCUGCUGCAUCAGCUAAGGUACUGUAAAUUCAUUGUGUUGACUGAAAAAACAUUUAGCAGUUGCGCUCAAAUCAAUACCGUAUUUGUUUACUGUAUCAUAUUAAUAAUGAAAACAAAAUGUAGACUCAUAUCCACAUAACUUAUUCGUAUCUGUAUUUUGCUUUAUUUAAAACUGUAGUGCAGAUAUAUACAUAUUCAGAGUGGAACUCCUGCCAUUUGAAAUUUAAAAUGUUUGCUUUAAUUUCACAAAGCUUUGUUCCUCUUUAUACAUUACUCAGUACAGCAACAUUCUUCAGGAGCACAUAUUAAAUAGUAGAGAAAUGUGUUUGCAUCUACUUAUCUCAUUAUUCUUCCCUGCACCUGUAACUAGAAGUGUACAGUACUUCCGUUUGUGUAAAUAGAUACUAUAAUAGUAAUAUGGGGAGGUUUCUAAAAUUAUUUUAUGUGAUUAAAAACAAGAUAUUUAAAUUAUGAACAUUGUUCUUUAAAUAUGUACUGAAAAUCUCAUUUCUUCAUCCCAACUUGUUUUUAAAGAAGUAUGUAGAUUACAGACUGGGUGCAGUAUUUUCAUUCACAUUUUCAAGAAUUCCAAUCUUGGGGUAUGAAGUGUCACACAUAGAUAAUUGUAGGCAGUAGAAUAUUAGGGUGGAAAGUGUGGAUGUGUGAGGUGUUGUGUGACUUUCUAGCAGAGCAGGUGAAUGUGUUAGAAUGAAAUAAGAGUGCUGUAGUAUAGACACUUGGAAGACCAUUGCAUAUUUGAAGGAAAAUGACCAGUGUUUGUCUAUUACGUGGCUGUUUCUAAUUGAAGGUGCAAGUUACAAGUGAAGGAGCAUUUGGAAAAAUCCAGGAAUAGAGUAAUUUGUCUUUUAAGCACAUAACACUUUUUAUUGAGGCACAAAUAGACACUAGUAAUGUUGAAAACAUGGUGCUUCUUAUAGAAGGUUCCAUCACAAUAGUCUGAAUGUAAGUAGGCAAAUACUUCAUCAGUUGCACCAACACUGAAGACUGUUUAGUACAAUACAAUUUUCAACCAGUUCCAGAAUGGAAGGAUAAGUCUGGCAUGAUUGCAAAUUUUUAUCACUAUUCUGCAUCAUUAGAUAGCCAUUCUCUUGAGUAUUUAAGGUUGUAGUUGAAAGGCAAAAAAAGUGUAUGCCAAAAAUUAUAGCAAUUAAAAAUCUGUUUACUUAUAAUUGUGUGUGCCACAUAUUCUGUAACUUCAUGAGCUAUGUAUUUUAUGAACUGUAAUAUUAUAAUUCAGUUGGGUAAUACAGUUAAUAUCUUGACAGGAUAUGUUUUUCAGACUAUUACAAGUGGUAAAUUAUUUUAAAAUGUUUGUUAACCCAAGUCAGAAAUUAUUCUUAUACUGUUGAAAGAAAUUUGUGUGAAAGGAAGUGCUUUGUGUAUUAGUGUGUUAGUAAUAUAUAGAGCACUUUUUAUGUUAUUGAUAAAGAAUGAGCAUACAUGCAUUAUCACAUUUUCUGGGUAACUCAGUUUUAUUUUAGAGCUGAUAAGGCCAUCUGUAUAAAUCCAUGUUUAUUCAACAUUAUACAUUAUACUGUCUCACAGAUUUGAGAUUAUAUUCUGUACUUGUAAUCAUAAAUAAAAAGUCAGUAAUUAUAAUAUAA
Molecule: messenger RNA, 3039 nt
Organism: Zootermopsis nevadensis
Lineage: Eukaryota; Metazoa; Arthropoda; Insecta; Blattodea; Termopsidae
Gene: Iru
Product: E3 ubiquitin-protein ligase Iruka
Biological process (GO): ubiquitin-dependent protein catabolic process
Cellular component (GO): nucleus
Molecular function (GO): ubiquitin protein ligase activity
Source: RefSeq, a predicted model, not a curated record